AUGCCAUCCGGCGGCAGAGGCUCGCGCUACUCAACCAUCACCAUCACACCGUCAACCUGGAACCCAGUCUUCUCGCCAGACUCGUCUGCAUACAGCUCGCCGGCGCCCUCGGUCCUCGAUUCGGACGAGGAGAGGGUGAUGGACGGCUGGCACUUCUCGCGGCCGUCUAGUCUGGCGCUUCCAGGUGGCCCGCUGCCCUCGCGGCCGACGCUCGACGAUGUCCUGUCAAACACCGCAGCUCCCCCUUACACCCUCGCGGCCUUCAUGGCCUACCUCUCGCAGAACCACUGUCUCGAGACGCUAGAGUUCACCAUGGACUCCAAACGCUAUGCAGAGACCUACAACUCCAUAUCCCACCAGGUAGGCGAGUUCCCCAUCCUCUCGGACUCGCCGCAGGCGGACCACCUCUGCAUGCUCUGGCACAGGCUGCUCUCUGCCUAUGUCAUGCCGGGAUCUCCCAGGGAGAUCAACCUUCCAAGCGCCGUCAGGGAUGCCCUGCUGAGACACUCCAACUUGAGGAGACCUCCGCCACCCGAGACGCUCGACUCUGCCGUCAAGCGAAUCCACGACCUCAUGGACGAGUCCAUCUUCAUUCCCUUUCUCAACAGCCACGCCUCGCCCCAGUCACAGCCGAGCUAUUCCCGGGAUGGCUCCCCAGAGGACCGUGAUGUCGGCCGUCACAAGUCGAUGCGCAAACGGCUAUCACCGCAAUCCUCCUUUGUCACCUCUCCUCGCUCCGCUGUUGCUCCCGGCUACUUCUCAUACCACUCUACUUCAACUCCCUCCACUAGCCCGCCUUCCUCCCAUUACACCUCCUCCAUCUCCAGGACAACAACAACCAGCAGCCGCUCUUCGCCCUACGGUUACACCAGCGGUGACUCUGUCUCAGGCGCUCUGACCGACGACUCCGGCAGCAGUCUGCCUUCAAGUCCCGGCGCGGGAGAUCCCAUGACUCCACCCACAACCCCACCGUCUAGUGAUAUGCAUCAUCCUCACCAUCAACAUUCCAAGAGCCGUCAAGACAACGCCUGGAAGAAGAUGGGCAUGAAGCUUGGUUGGAAGAAGAAGUCCGGUGGCAGCAGUGGUGGUCGUGGUUGCCCAACAACUUCAACAUCCAGGGACGCCCGAUAUCAAGACGACAUGUAUUAA
This is a messenger RNA of Nannizzia gypsea CBS 118893, 1149 nucleotides long. RefSeq names its product G protein signaling domain-containing protein regulator. The record is from RefSeq and is a predicted model, not a curated record. Lineage: Eukaryota; Fungi; Ascomycota; Eurotiomycetes; Onygenales; Arthrodermataceae. Bases 1 to 1149 code for a protein of 382 amino acids. The transcript has a single exon.